Molecule: messenger RNA, 3685 nt
Organism: Triticum dicoccoides
Lineage: Eukaryota; Viridiplantae; Streptophyta; Magnoliopsida; Poales; Poaceae
Exons: 3
Coding region: 2116-3249 (377 amino acids)
Source: RefSeq, a predicted model, not a curated record
GUGUCAAAAGGCAGCAGGGAUAAUGAAAAAAGUGUAUGGGUUCGUUGCUACAUUGUAGUAGUUAUGUACAUCUCAAAUUUUCAGCCCAGGAUUUUUAUUUUGACUGAUGUGAGUAUUUCUUAGUCAGUCUUCAUCUUCCAGCUUUGACUGAAAAUAACUCUCCUGAAAACUGUUGGCAAUACUCACAAUGUGAUCUACAAAGAAACAUUUGAUGAUCUUGCUUGAUAACUUACCGGCGGGCAGAAAAUAUAUCAUGUUAGUACCAUUCGUAAGCAAACAUGUACCUUAUUUCUGCUUAGAUGUUCUCUGUUUCUUAUUUCAUAAGUGUUUUGCAUUCCCUAUAGAAGCUGACCGGCCAAAUUUAUGUUUACUACACUAGCAUAGUCUCUCAAGUACUGCACUCCAGCAGGCCACCCAACCCAUAUUUAAAAUCGGGUACUUUUAGUUCUGACUGCAGUCAUAUAGAUAUUCAUGUAUAAAAUUGUUUGCCUUUUGUUCUGGUUAAAUCCAGUGAUGGCGCUCUAGGUGAUCAUGCUUCUUAGCCGCUAUUAGCGGGCGAAGGCGCAGCGUGUACAAGUAUAUCUUUCCACAUAGAAAAUAAUUCAUCUACACAAGCCUUCAGAACAGGGUAGAUUUCCUAGAAGGCGACACCAAAUAGAUCAUUUUUGUACCCAGGUUUCCUUUCAAGCUUAGAAUUAUCAAAUUCUACUACAGUUUAUAUUUGAUGCAUGAAAUUGACCUCUUAGCAAUCACCGGUUCAACAAUCUUUGUAUUAUAUGCAACCAUCAGGCUUAUGCAUAUAAUCGUUCAGGUCCUGAUUUUUUAAAUUAAAUAUUCUUAAUGUUGAGCGUAAAUCGUCGCCUGCAAAUCCAACCCCAUAGUAAGUCACCGCCUCGCUGUUAUUUUCAUCUGGUACAAGACUAGGUAAGGCAAGCAGAUUCUUAUAGGUUGAUCUAGCCUAGUGUCUAUUUUGAGCGUAAAAUUUUCAUUUUUUUCAUAGAUAAAACUGUUUGGGUAAGCUAAGGAUUUUAUGGCUCAAUUUGGGGAAAGAUCAAAUGUUGUGUGCGCUGUUCGUAUGUACCCGUGUUAUGAAAAUUUUGCUAUAAUAUCAGUUUAGCAACUCAAAUAUUACACAGUAAGCAUACAUUGGAUUUGAGGAGGCCCCAUAUGUCUUCCAAGCUAAAGUUGGCACUUGGCAGGUGGCUGCCUUGCUUAGUCGGUAUGGGGUCUGAGACGAUCCUUGGCAACACAACAGAGGGGAAGCCAAGACUAUCCUUUGGAUUAUGUGUUCCCCUGUCUUAUUUUGUUUGUUUGAGCACCCUCAACGAUAUACUUGGGUGGUAUUGCAAUCUUCUAUAAGUAUCUACCUGUAAUCAUGUAUUAUGUAUUGCAGAUGGACCAGCUGAUUCAACGGUUGACAGAAAGGACUCUACCUGCAAACAAGACCAUUGUUCCCAAGGUGGUGAAACACAAUACCUUGGGCCACAUCUUCCAGAGGUACGCCAUGAAACGCUGAUGAUGGGCUAUGAAUGCUCCAACUAUACUAAUUGGUUGAGCUGUGCUUGGUAAAUAGGAGUAUUUAGUACGAACAUAUCCUUAGUGCUGCAACCUGCUACAAUCCUACUGCAGUGUGCCUUUCAGCAGUUAGCACAAUUGCACGGUGAACCAACUACUAUUCUUUUAGAACCAAGACAGUGAGGAAAAGUAACCUCCCUUUACUCAGCAGUCAGCACAAUUGCACGGUGUGCCUUUGUAUUGCGUUGCAAUCAUGUGCAAGCACUUGGGUUAAAAUGUUACUCAACAUGGUUUUCUUUAUUUCUUUUGUCCAUUUGAAAUAAUUUCUCACAUGCUUGUGUAUACAGGAUAUCUGGUGUCAUAUAUAUUCCCUACUGCCAAUGCGAGAUGCUGCUCGAGCUGCUUGCGUGUCUCAUGCAUUUAAACGUUCUUGGAGAUGCUAUCCGAACCUUGCUUUCAAUAUGACAACAUUGGGCAUAGAUAUAGAAUCAUGUGGAGAGGACGAAAUAGCAAGAAAUUUUACUAGCAAAGUUGACCACAUUUUGAAAAACCGUCCAUGCACUGCCACCAAGACACUUGAGAUUGUUUUCCGUUUCUACAAUGCCAAAAGUUUGUAAUAUUGACAGUUGGUUUCAGAAUGCCGUUACACCGGGAAUUGAAGAACUCACCGUGGAACUAUCUUCAAAGUCAGGAAUAUAUUACAACUUUCCGUGGUCACUUUUAGCUAAUGAGAGCGGAAACACGAUUCGGUAUCUAAAUAUUUCUCGUUGUGCUUUCUCUCCCACCAGCGGGUUAUGCUUUAAAAGCCUGUCAAGACUCGACCUGAGUGAUGUUGAUAUCACAGGGGACCAAUUGGGGUCCCUUCUUCACAAUUCUUUUGCUUUGCAACGGAUGCAACUCAAGUUUUGCAAUAAGAUAAUUUGCUUGAAAAUACCAUUUCAUCUACAACAACUCAGAUAUCUGGAUGUGUUUGACGGCGGCAGGAUGCUGCGGGUUAUAGAGGUAGAAGCUCCAAACCUCUCUAAUUUCCAGUUUAGGGGACAUCGUCAAGUACAACUAUCAUUUGGAGUAGGAUUACAAUUCAAGAAUUUCGACUUGUCCUUUCCUGGUGUUCUCAGCUAUGUUUGUGCUGAUUUUCCGUCUAGCUUGCGCUAUGUUGAAGCUCUUUCUCUAGGUUCAUGUCAUGAGAUGAUUGAUACACCAGUUUUACCUAGCAAAUUCUUACAUCUCAAGCACUUGAAUGUUGAUCUUAGUACACUGACAUUUCCCUCGACCUAUGACUACUGUUCUUUGAUAUCCCUUUUUGAUGCUUCUCCUUCUUUGGAGACCCUUGUCAUGAAUGUUUUGCAGAAAAAGAUGUUGCAUGAAUCAAUCGUGGGAGAUACAUCACAUUUGAGGCAGAUGCCAGGGCACCGCCAUGAUAGCCUCAAGACAGUGAAGAUUAUUGGUUUCUCCUCUGCAAAGAGCUUAGUAGAGCUAACAUGCCAUAUCAUUGAGAAUACAACGUCACUUGAGGGCCUUACAUUGGACACCACAACAGGACAUCCUUUGUAUAGUUGUUUAACCAACAAUAUUGGAAAGUGCAUGCUGUUGCACGGGGAUUUUAUGGUGGAAGUUCGUCAAGGGCUCUUGGCUAUCAGGACAUAUGUUGAGCCAAAAGUUCCUUCCAGAGUCAAGCUAAAUGUUGUGGAGCCUUGCCGCCGAUGCCAUGAUCAACCACUGAUCAUAUGUUGAACUUCAUAUGCAAGUUAUCAUAAGUACCACAUGAUUCCUGUGUAAGUUAAACUAGAACGUUGAACCUUGCUGCUGCUGCUACCCGGGUUAUACACCCCAAACCCAAUGUUUAACAUGAGGCUCGUGUGUUGCCAUGUAAGUAGACCUCCUGCCGCUGCAAUGUUUCUAGGUGUAGGUGCAAGCAAAGUAUAACUGGAAUGGACCGAAAAUUGUUGAUCCAUAAAAGAUGUACUCCCAGCAUACAGUAGAGCCACUGCUCUUUUUCCAUUGAGAUAGAUGACCACAGUGGGUGUGGAAGGGGAGAGCACCACUGAUGGUUUGGGCAGAAAUGAACAUCACAUUUUCUGUGUUGUUCCCUGUAUUUCAGGUUCUUCAGUGUCAGUUUGCUGUCGGCCAGUAUGAUCUUCCUGCAUGAUAUGAAUAUUUGGUACUAAUU